This is a messenger RNA of Mycena indigotica, 1155 nucleotides long. Its product is annotated as Chloride channel protein. The coding region runs from base 1 to 1155 and encodes 384 amino acids. The transcript has a single exon. The record is from RefSeq and is a predicted model, not a curated record. Gene Ontology annotation, molecular function: FAD binding. NCBI's taxonomy places the organism in Eukaryota, Fungi, Basidiomycota, Agaricomycetes, Agaricales, Mycenaceae.
AUGCCCCCUUCUCUCACUCGUGUCGCCAUAGUCGGCGGAGGUAUUGGCGGCCUGACUCUUGCUCGCAUUCUUCAAUUGCGCCAAUCGGCCUCCCUUACCUUCUCGCUCUUCGAAGCUGAGGCCAAUGCCUCUCUUCGUGCGACCCUCGGCGGCUCUCUUGAUCUCAAGCGGGAAUCUGGUCAACGCGCCUUGCACGAUGCAGCUCUUCACGCCCAGUUUCUCAAGCUUUGCCGUCCGGCUGGCGGGGCGUUGAAAAUAUUCGACGACACGGCCAGGAUCUAUUAUGAGGACAAAGGCAGCGACAAAGAUAUGUACAACCCAGAAAUAGACAGAGGUCAACUGCGCUCUAUGAUCCUGGACUCUCUCCGGCCUGGAACGGUUCAAUGGGGACACAAAGCAGUCGCGGCCAAACGAGACCAUGUAACAGGCAAAUACUCGGUUCAAUUUACCUCUGGAAAAUCAGAAGGUGGCUUCGACAUUGUCGUCGGGGCGGAUGGUGCCUGGUCUAGCAUUCGCCCCCUUGUGUGGCCCGGAGUCCUACCCACAUAUUCCGGUGUCACGUUCCUCGAUACUAAGAUUGACAUCAAGUCGCAUCCCGCACUCUCCCAGCUUGUCGGAGAAGGCUCGAUCAUUGCUAUGGGUGGAGGCAAGUGCAUUAUGGCACAGAUGAGCUCAAACAAUGUGUUGACGGUCUAUUCUGCCAUACGAGUUCCCGAAAACUGGGCUCGCACGUCAGAUGUUGCCUUGGCCGAAACUCCAGAGGAGAAGAUUCGCCUUAUGCUCGCGCACUUUGCAAGCUGGGACGAAUCACUGCGCCAAUUCAUCCGCGUCAGCAAGAAUCCCGUAAUUCGCCCAAUAUACGCGCUGCCGCACGACUCCAAACCGCGAGCCCAGACCGACAACGUUGUUCUUUUGGGCGAUGCUGCUCAUCUAAUGAGUCCUUUCGCAGGCGCCGGAGUCAACAUGGCCAUGGUAGACGCUGCUGACCUUGCUAAUGUAUUGGUUGAGGGACAGCCGUUAGAGACAUAUGAAGCCAUAAUGCGAGAGCGCGGGAAUGAGGCCGGACAAGAAUCUGCAGAUAAUUUGGACACGUUUUUCGGGGAGGGGGCAGCCACCAAACUCACGGCGUUGUUCCGCACCUUUGAUCCAGCGUGA